AUGGAUUCCCUCCUCAGCGCCGGCAAGGACUUUCUUGCUAAGAACAGCAACAACGGCGGCAGCAACAACAACAACAACAACAACAACAACAACAACAACAACAACAACAACAGCAGUAGUAGCAGCAACAACCAGGGUGGUGGCAACAGCGAUCUCUUCACCAGUGUCCUCAGCUCCCUCACCCACAAGGAAGAUGACUUGAAGAACGGUGACGUCGACGAGAAGGACGCCGCCGACAAGCACGACCAGGUCUACAACAAGGGCGACAACAACACCAGCGUCAACGCCAUGGGCACCGCCGCUGCCAUGCAGGCCCUCAAGAAGUUCACCUCUGGCGGCAAGGAAGAGGGCGGCAACAAGAACGACUUUGUCAGCCUCGCUAUGGGCGAAGCCAGCAAGCUGUUCGACUCCAAGGCCGCCGACGGCAGCGUCGCCAACGGCGCCGAGAAGAGCUCCGUCAUCCAAAAGGCCGCCGAGGUCGCCAUGAAGCUCUACUUCAAGUCUCAGAUGCAGCAGAGCGGCGGCGGCCUCGGCGGCCUCGCCAACAUGGCCUCGCAGUUCAUCAAAUAA
Cordyceps fumosorosea ARSEF 2679 is the source of this 570-nucleotide messenger RNA. RefSeq lists its product as hypothetical. The record is from RefSeq and is a predicted model, not a curated record. Bases 1 to 570 code for a protein of 189 amino acids. The transcript has 4 exons. NCBI's taxonomy places the organism in Eukaryota, Fungi, Ascomycota, Sordariomycetes, Hypocreales, Cordycipitaceae.